Molecule: messenger RNA, 1290 nt
Organism: Scleropages formosus (Asian bonytongue)
Lineage: Eukaryota; Metazoa; Chordata; Actinopteri; Osteoglossiformes; Osteoglossidae
Gene: adrb1
Product: adrenoceptor beta 1
Exons: 1
Coding region: 56-1198 (380 amino acids)
Biological process (GO): positive regulation of MAPK cascade; norepinephrine-epinephrine-mediated vasodilation involved in regulation of systemic arterial blood pressure; adenylate cyclase-activating adrenergic receptor signaling pathway
Cellular component (GO): plasma membrane
Molecular function (GO): beta1-adrenergic receptor activity
Source: RefSeq, a predicted model, not a curated record
CUCGUAAGGGGCGCGUGCGCUGCGCUGCGCUCGGGCCAGGGCGCGUGGCUCGCCAAUGGCUGACGGAGCGGAGCCCGCCGCGUGCGCCAACGGCUCCUCCGCGGUGGGCGCCGACCGGUUGCCGGACGAGUGGACUGUGUGCGUGGGCGGCCUCCUGGUGCUCAUGGUGCUCACGAUCGUAGCGGGCAACGUGCUCGUGAUCGCGGCCGUGGCCAGGACGCAGCGGCUGCAGACCAUCACCAACGUGUUCGUGGUGUCGCUCGCGUGCGCCGACCUGGUCAUGGGCGUGCUCGUGGUGCCCUUCGGCGCCGUGCUCGUGGUGCGCGACGCGUGGCUCUACGGCUCCUCCUUCUGCGAGGUGUGGAUCUCCGUGGACGUGCUCUGCGUGACGGCGAGCAUCGAGACUCUGUGCGUGAUCGCCGUGGACCGCUACCUGGCCAUCACGGCGCCGUUCCGCUACCAGCGGCUGGUGACACGCGCGCGCGCCGGGGCAGCGGUGUGCGCCGUGUGGGGUGUGUCGGCGCUCGUGUCCUUCCCGCCCAUCCUGGCGCACUGGUGGCGCGACGGCGCGCACGCCGCGUGCUACGAGGACCCCGAGUGCUGCGACUUCCUGACGAACCGCGCGUACGCCGUGAGCUCCUCCGUGGUCUCCUUCUACCUGCCGCUCGUGGUCAUGGUCUUCGUGUACGCGCGCGUCUACCGCGAGGCGCGCCGGCAGCUCGACAAGAUCGACCGCUGCGAGGGCGCGAGGAAGCGCGGCGGGGGCCCCGGGGCUCCCAGGCUCCUGGCCCUCAGGGAGCACAAGGCGCUCAAGACGCUGGGCAUGAUCAUGGGCACCUUCACGCUCUGCUGGCUGCCCUUCUUCGUCGUGAACGUGCUGCGCGUAUUCCGCGCGCACGUGGUCGACCGCCGCCUCUUCCUCUUCCUCAACUGGCUCGGCUACUCCAACUCGGCCUUCAACCCACUCAUCUACUGCCGGAGCCCCGACUUCCGCAGGGCCUUCAGGAGGCUGCUGUGUAGCGCCGCCGGGGACGCCGCGCGGCACCGGCACCGGCCGCGCGCCGGCUCGUGCGACGCGACCCGCGCGCCCACCAUGGAGCCCACGGCGGAGCCCACGUUCGGCGCCACCUGCAGCGAGUCCAACGAGGAGUGGUGCGCGGACAGGAGGGCUGGCGGAACCCUGAACACACCUGUGUGAUGGUGACGCGGAGAUGCCCCGACAGAUCGGGACCGGGGGUGGGGUGGGGUGUCGGGGGGGGGGUUGCAGGUGGACACGGAGGGACACGCAGA